AUAAACAUCCAGCAGGCUGCAGUGGAGCUGCAGCUGCUCCUGCUGCUGUUAUGCUGCUGUGUGUGUCUGUACCUUUUUGUUAGAUAAAUGAACACAAACGAAGGAUAAAGUAUGAGCGAUUAACUCAGGAUGAUAUGACCCGUGUGAGCUCUGCCGCUUGGUCUUUUCUAACCGCGGCGUUCUCCUUUGUUGUGAAUGAAAGCUAAGCUAAUGAAGCUAGCUAACUAGCUACAGUGACUUUUCCUCCACAGGGAAAAGGGACCAGAGAGGAAACACACAGUGUUUUCUGAUGGCUUCAACUUCUACAGCUGAAAAAGCAGCAUGGCGUGAAGGUGACAGCUGUCUGGCUCCGAACCCUAGAGAUGGCAUCCUGCAAGAGGCCACCAUCCGGAGACUGUCCUCUACGUCUAACAGUAAUGAUACCACAGCAUGGGUUAUAUUUACUGACAACAAUAAAAAUGCAGAGGAGGAGAAGGAAGAAGAGGUGGAAGCCAUACCUGUCUCAAAACUCACAAGAUCAGACCCGAAUCAUGUAACCCAGGAGAAACCAGUAUUUCCCAGCAGCGUCACAGACCCCAGGCUGCGUGUCCCGUUAGUGCUGAGUGAUGCUGAUGGAGACAGAGUCCCUUACACUAUCAACAGAUAUCUGAGGGAUUACCAGAGGGAAGGUAUCAGGUUCAUUUACAGCAACUACAUCCGUUCCAGUGGUUGUAUCCUGGGGGACGACAUGGGCCUUGGAAAAACUGUACAGGUCAUUGGUUUUCUUGCUGCUGUGUUGCACAAAACAGGCACAUGGGAGGACAUCAAGAACAACAGGCCUCAGUUUCUGCAGAGUCAGAUCCCCUCCAAGCAAAGUAAACCCAACAAAGUGUUCCUCAUUGUGGCCCCACUGUCAGUGCUUUAUAACUGGAAAGAUGAACUGGACACAUGGGGUCAUUUCCAGUGUGUGGUGGUCCACGGGCUGAGGAAAGAGGAGGAGCUGGCUCGCAUUAAGAAGGGACGCAUUGAAAUUGCUCUCACCACCUACGAGACCCUGCGUCUUUGCCUGGAUCAGUUUAAUAACAUAGACUGGUCUGCUGUGGUUGUGGAUGAGGCCCAUAAGAUAAAGAAUCCAAGCUCUCAGAUCACUCAGGCCAUGAAGGAGCUGAAAUGUAAGAUCAGAAUUGGCCUCACUGGAACCAUCUUACAGAAUAACCUUGAGGAGCUGUGGUGUGUCAUGGACUGGGCCAUACCUGGUUGUCUUGGCAACUUAGGACAUUUCAAGAACAAAUUCUCAGAUCCAAUUGAGCAAGGACAGAGGCACAGUGCAACCAAACGUGCCCUAGCUACCGGGAGGAAGACAGUCAGAGCCCUGGUGAGGAAGAUCUCUCACUGGUUCCUCAGGAGGACUAAAGCUCUCAUCAGAGAACAACUACCCAAGAAGAAUGACAGGGUGGUGUACUGCUCUCUGACAGACUUUCAGCAAACUGUGUAUCAGACGGUGCUGGAUACCGAAGAUGUGACGUUACUGCUGAGGUCCUCAGAGAAAUGUGGCUGUCAAAGUGGACGCACACGCAGAAGCUGCUGCUAUAAAGCAAACUCUGAAGGUGUUCAGAUAAAGGAGCUGUACUUUAGUUACUUGGCCAUAUUGAGGAAGGUUGCCAACCAUGUAGCGCUGCUUCAGUCCACUGCUGGAACCAGCAAGAAACAGGAAAAGUAUGUGAGCGCCGUUUGUCAGAAGGUAUUCCAAAAGUUUCCAGACUUUGUGCAGAGAUGUAAGGAUGAAGCAUUUGAGGCACUGUCUGACCCAAUGUACAGUGGAAAAAUGAAGGUUUUGCAGAAGCUGCUGAAAUAUUAUCUGCGAAAAAGAGACAAAGUACUUCUUUUCUCUCUCUCAACCAAGCUGUUAGAUGUGCUGGAGAGCUACUGCAUGGCAGAAGGGCUGGACUAUAAGAGAUUGGAUGGAGCCACCAAGUCCAAAGAGAGAGUCCAGAUUGUCAAAGAUUUCAACAGCUCCUCCCACAUCAACCUCUGCCUGGUUUCCACCAUGGCAGGUGGUCUUGGCCUUAACUUUGUAGGGGCCAAUGUGGUCGUGCUAUUUGACCCCACCUGGAACCCAGCAAAUGACCUCCAGGCUAUUGACAGGGCAUAUCGUAUUGGCCAGUGCAGGGAUGUGACUGUUCUCAGGCUGAUCUCAUUGGGCACCGUAGAGGAGGUUAUCUACCUCAGACAAGUUUACAAACAGCAAUUGCAGUGUUCAGUCAUUGGCAAGGAGAGUUCCAGACGGUAUUUUGAGGCAGUGCAGGGGCACGGUGUCCAUAAGGGGGAGCUGUAUGGGAUCAAAAACCUCUUCAGGCUGCAGACUCAAGGAACAUGUCUCACACGCAAGAUAUUAGAGCGAGAAGGACAAGUGGAGGCCGGUGUAAUGACAACCAGCACACACACAGGCGAAGAGAAGGAGGAGGACAGGAAAGGACUUAGCGAACCUGGACAGUCUCCAUCUACAGAGUGUGUUGCACAGAAUGAUGAACCAGCCAAGGAGAACAAGGAUUCUUCAAAGGUCCCCAAAGGGGUGCUGGACUUCAGCAGUGGGAGUGAGGAGGAUGAGGAUGAGCAGAGGUUUAAGAGGAAAGCCUCAAAUCCCAGUGCAGUGGAUGGCAACAGAGGUGGAAGUGCUGCCACUGGUCCUGGUCGAAUGAGCCUCUUACAGCACGGUUUCUCCAGAUUCCUUGAAAGGGUCAAAAGUAGACCAGAGUCAGGCAAAGGAGAUGGUAGUAGUUUAGAAGAAAGCCCUUCUGACACAGACACUGAGGAUCUUGGAAAAUUUGGAAAGAAUGAGUGUACCUCCUCUGGCAUCAACAAGAGAUCCAAUACAGGGAAUGAUGCAGUCUGUGUCCCGAAAUUGAGAACAAAAACCUGGGACAUCUCCAGUGGUUUGGACAGAGAAGACAGAAGGAAUGGAGGCAGUGGUAGACAAGAGAGGGUUUCUUUGUUGAAAGAGAGUGAUGAUGCUGUAAGAAAGAGACAGAGUCUGAAGGGGUGGACAAAUAAGGACAUUACUGUAGAGGGGGAGAGUGAUGAAAACUUCUCACCAGACAAAAAGCCCAACAAACUCAAAACUACAGUUCCCACAGCACACUGCUUUGAGGGUUACUCUGAUGAAUCUGAGGAUUUCGACCUAGAGCCAAGCACAUUGCCCAAGAAAGGUGCAUUAAAUUCUCACUGUAGAGGUCAAGACAGCGGGAGAGGAAGUCAUGACUCUAACAGAAAGAGGCAGUCUACCAGUGUGAGGAACAAGGCCAGAUCCAAACACACAGAAGCCAUAGAGACAUACACAUCUUCAGAGGAUGAACGCACUCCUGUUAAGAAAGGAAGAUCUACAGGGUGUCACUUCACAGAGAGGACAGAGAGACACACAGUUUCAUUUACAACUCUGAAGAGUCAGACAUCUCCAGCAUCUAAAGGAAAGGCCGGAACAAUCGAUAGCGUACUAGGGGAUGUGCAGGAGGUGGUGUAUACCCAUUCCAACCAGCGUGUUGUGGGUGGGAGCAAAGCAGAGGAGAUGAUCAGCAGAGCUGCUGUACGACACGUGUUUGAACGCAAGAUGUACUCUCAGCUCCCAGCCAAUCACUUUCUAGGCACCCUGGAGAGUCUGUCAGCAAGCCCACCAGACAGUCUGCCUCAUUCUGCUGUCAUCAGUGUGCAGAAGCCCAGUGUCGACCAUCCAGUCACCUUCGCCAGCAAGAGUGUGCACCACACCAGACACACCACCUUCAUCACUGGAGAGACUCCCCAGGCCAUACGCAGGCAGCACCUGGAGGAAAUGGCAGAAAAAUUCAAAUGCCCCUCAGUUCACCAGUUUGCAGUAGAGAUCCUGAGCAGAAACUCAAGCCAGAGACUGGCCUGGUUACGACAGUAUUACACUUCACUGAACUACCCUGACCUGGCUAAUACAGUCACAAAACACUUCCCACACUCUGAUUCAGCACAGACCUCCUCCACUUCAGCUGCUUCCUCCUCCACAUCCACCAAAACAGCUGCCACAAAAUCUCACACAGAGACCAGAACCCCACAAAAGGAUGUUGCAAAAGCCACACGAAAGCCUAAAUACACUCAGAAGAAUCUGGGGCCCAAACCUCAGCCUGAAAUCCUACAAAAUCAUGUUCCCCAAACAAACCCUAAAAACCCACAAAAUGAUGUUCUAGAACCCCAGAAAAAGCAAAAGAUCUCACAAAAGAAUGCUCUAGAACCUCCAAGUAAUGUUUCAAGCCCUGAGUCAGAGGGGCAGGAGGAGACGGUCUGCAGUGCCAGAGGACAGAGGAGGACAAAGAGGGGUAGUGUUUCUAGUUCUGGAGCCCACAGAGCUGGUGGUGGUCUUGGCGUGGAUCAGGCCAGCAGCAGUGGUCUGGGGUCUGGGAAGGCUGCUGCUUUCCCUAACCACACAGACAGAGAUACCCCUUCUUCUCCGGACCUCAGCCAUGGCAGGUCCACCAUGUCAUCCAAACCCGCAGCACAGGGAAAGGAGCGAGAACAAGAAUCGUCCUCCAGGAUUAAAGAAACUUUUCAAGGGCAGAGAGAAAAUUCUCGGACCCCUUCCCCUCCUCAACAGGCCCCUUCCACCUCAAGUAAUCGCUCCUUCCUCACAGACCUGAUAGGAGACACCUCAAUCCUUGACGAUUUGUUCAAACCCAAACCCAGGGGUGCACAACAGAGGAGUGGCCCAAAAACACCCCCCGCAUUGUCAGUGUCAGUAAACACAUGUCUCGCUACACCUUCUCCAUCCAGAAUCACUCUCAGUACUGAUUCUGGCCUCUUAGACUCCCUCUCUUCUCCAAGCUCACACACAUCAACUACUCACCAGGUCAGUACACCAGUGCAGGCAUCAAAGGGUGGUCGCAAAGACUUCUGGGACAUUCUAAAUGAGGGCAAUGAGGAGAGUAUCAACAGGCUAACAGACCCAGCAGAAGUGCAGAGAGUUUGUGUCAACACUAACUUUUUAGCUAGAAGUAGGUCUGAAGAGGAGGAGAGCAAGAGUCUCUGGAAGACUAAUGAGAAGUUCCUGUGGAAGAAAUGAUACACAAGAGUCAUUUUAGAUCGUAUUAGAAUUUUUUUUUUUUUUAAGUUCUAAAAGAGAAUUUUUCUCAACAUAUUUUAUUAUUUUAAAAUUGCAUAUCAUUUAUACAACUUUAAAAUGUCUUUUUUAAUUUACUCGCUGUAUUUGAAAUAUCAAUUUCCUGAAUUAGACAAACUGACAUAAUGUUGACUUGAAUAAACAGGGUGUUGAUCCCUGGGAAUUGAAACUUCUGCGUAUUUUAUGGAAUUACUAUCUCAUCUGUUGCUUUAUGUCUAUAUUUUUGACUUAACAUAUACAACCUCAAUGGAGCACAUGCAAUGUAUAAAAGAGUGAAAAAACUGACCCAAAAAAACAAAGAAAUCAAAGUAGUACAUUGUAAAUUUGUAAUAAUACACAGCUGCAACUAAGGGAUUAUUUUCAAACAAUUUUUUCUGGCCAACAGUUAAAAACAAAAACAAAAAAUGGUUUACAAUAAUGUAAGAGAAUGAAAAACAGCAAAUUCUCACAUUUGAGAAGCCGGAACCAUUAGAUGUUUGAAAAAUGAUUUAAUUAAUCAAAUAACCAUUUAUCAGUUGUCAAAAUAGUUGCAGAUUUAUUUUCUGUUGAUCAACUAAUUGGUUCAGUUCCAAAUGUUCUAUAAAAAUGUUAAGGUCACUGUCACUGAUAAGAUGUUAAGUGGAUGAUUUGACAGAGAAAACCGAUCCGCUGUAGGCAUUAGCCAUUAUCGUCAUUGGAUACCGUGGCUGCCACCCCAGAACUGUUGGUGGCCCCCGCAGAGAUAUCACUUAAAACUCCUUAAUGGCUGUUACGUCUCCAUCACUCUGAACCCCUCGCUGCCCUCCCACUCCCCCGUGAGAGUGUGCAUAUUGUGUAGAUGGUGUGGUUCCUCCGCACAGUAAUCUGAUAGUCUGUGGCGCUCUGCUCAGUUGCGCCUCAAACGCCCCUCAGAGUGGAAGCUGCUGCGCUAUUAGUGAAAUAACAAU
This is a messenger RNA of Lates calcarifer (barramundi perch), 6036 nucleotides long. RefSeq names its product excision repair cross-complementation group 6-like 2 (gene ercc6l2). The record is from RefSeq and is a predicted model, not a curated record. NCBI's taxonomy places the organism in Eukaryota, Metazoa, Chordata, Actinopteri, Centropomidae. Gene Ontology annotation, molecular function: ATP-dependent chromatin remodeler activity; ATP binding.